AUGCUCACCACGAUUGAGGAGCUGCGACCAUGCUUCGUACACCGGACACAGCUGUAUGAUGGUUUCAUAGAGUGGACACACUUCUCGAAAUGGGAGCGUCUCCAUCGAUCAAUAGCGUAUGUAUGCCGUUUCGCUGUCAGCUGCCGAAAGACAAACAGGCAGUUGAGAGAAGUCGGUCGUCUCACAAACGAGGAGUUAGCAGCUGCUGAAAACGUGCUCUGGCGUGCUGUCCAAUCGACUAUCUAUUUAGAUGAAAUUGUGCUACUGAAAAAACACCAGGAAAACAAGUUUCAAGGUAACGUCAAGAAAACACUGAACAGUUCCAGUCCACUUUACAAUAUGUCUCCGUUUCUGGAUGAACACGGGGUGAUCAGGAUGGAGGGCCGAAUUGGAGAAGCUGUUUUCGUCUCGUAUGAUGCCAAGAAUCCUAUCAUCCUGCCAAGAGACCACCGUGUUACCUUUCUUAUAGCGGACUGGUAUCAUCGAACCUACCUACAUGCGAACAACAACACAGUAGUGAAUGAGAUGAAACAGCGAUUCAGAAUCCCACACCUACGGGCUCUCGUUCAUAAAGCGGGCAAACUGUGCAUGCUAUGCAGAGUGAAAAAGGCGAAGCCGCUGCAACCCAAGAUGGCACCUCUACCAAAGGCUAGACUAAGUCCGUUCACCCGUCCUUUCUCCUACGUUGGUCUGGACUAUUUCGGACCAAUGGCCGUCAAAGUAGGCCGAUCUUUAGCGAAACGGUGGGUGGCACUGUUUACGUGCUUGUCAGUCCGCGCCGUUCACCUGGAAGUAGUGCAUUCGUUGUCAACGGAGUCCUGCAAGAUGGCUAUUCGACGCUUCAUCGUACGCCAUGGAUCACCGCUUGAAAUAUAUAGCGACAAUGGUACAAAUUUCCAAGGCGCUAACCGAGAGCUCCAAGAGCAGAUGAAGUCCAUCAACCAGUCGCUAGCUGAAAUAUUCACGAAUGUCAACACUAAAUGGGUGUUCAACCCGCCAUCUGCUCCGCACAUGGGGGGCUCGUGGGAGCGACUUGUCCGUUCAGUGAAGACAGCAUUUGCAACCAUUAGCACCUGUAAGAACCCGAGCGAAGAAACCUUUGCUACCAUAAUAACGGAGGCAGAAGGAGUAGUCAAUUCACGUCCGUUGACUUUCAUCUCCUUAGAAGCAGACGAUCAAGAAGCACUAACUCCGAACCAUUUCCUGCUGCUGAAUUCAAAUGGAGUGGUUCAAAGGCAGCAAGAUCUUAUCGAACCGAAAGAAGCAUCGAAGACUAAUUGGAAGCUUGCUAGAUACAUGGUUGACCAAUUUUGA
Messenger RNA from Topomyia yanbarensis, 1314 nucleotides. RefSeq lists its product as uncharacterized. Lineage: Eukaryota; Metazoa; Arthropoda; Insecta; Diptera; Culicidae. Gene Ontology annotation, molecular function: nucleic acid binding. Bases 1 to 1314 code for a protein of 437 amino acids. The transcript has a single exon. Gene Ontology annotation, biological process: DNA integration. The record is from RefSeq and is a predicted model, not a curated record.